Messenger RNA from Dacryopinax primogenitus, 959 nucleotides. RefSeq names its product transport protein particle complex subunit. The transcript has 4 exons. Gene Ontology annotation, biological process: endoplasmic reticulum to Golgi vesicle-mediated transport. Gene Ontology annotation, cellular component: nucleus; cytoplasm; TRAPP complex. Bases 40 to 570 code for a protein of 176 amino acids. The record is from RefSeq and is a predicted model, not a curated record. Lineage: Eukaryota; Fungi; Basidiomycota; Dacrymycetes; Dacrymycetales; Dacrymycetaceae.
CUAUAAGCCUAAGCGAUACCCCAUUUUCUAAUCCCAACCAUGUCCUACCACCUCUUCAUCAUAAACCCCUUCGACACACCCCUCUACUCGCUCACCUUUCUCUCCACGCGUCCCGUCUCCGGGCCCACAAGCACGCUCGCCUCCCAGCUCCCUAGCUGGUCGGCCUCCGCAUUCGGGGGAACGGUGGCCGCCUUGUCUGGCGCUACGAGCGUGAAGGGUUCUGGGCCGCUGGGUCCUGGGCAGGGAAAGGAGGACAGACAUGUGGUCAUGAUGAUUGCCAAUGCGAGCUUGGAUGUGGUGGAGGACGUGCAACGGACUAACGGGUCGAUGUAUCUGAAGGCUAUCGAUCGGUUUAACGAAUGGACCGUAUCUGCGUUCAUCACCCCUGGCAAUAUGAAGUUCAUCCUGCUCCACGAGCCUAAGAACGACGAAGGCAUCCGGCUGUUCUUCAUGGAAGUAUGGGAGAACUACGUCAAGUUACAGCUCAGCCCGUUUCAUAAUUACAGGACGCCGAUACGCAGCCCGGUGUUCGACGCGAGGAUCAAGGCGAGCGCGAAGCGAUAUCUCUGAUGCACUCACGAAAAGUGCAUAUAUGCGCCGAUCCCGCCGAUCCCGACUUCUGUCAUGUGUGUUCGUCUCGCCCGUGUCGACUUGCCCUGCACGGCCAGUUGAGCUCUGCGCAUCUAACUCAAAUAUACGGAACGCCCGGCGAACUGGCCCGAACACGACCAUUGCCGGCAUGGGAUGCUCUCGCUGCCACGUAUGUCGUGUCUGGUCCGUCGAGUGAGCAGAUUAAGCCGGGGGACGAUAGCAAUACGAUUGGAUUUGUAUUAGCAGCAGGGGCUAGAGCACUAUACGUUGAUGACAAGAUACCUCGUGAUGGAGAGUUACUUUACAUAGCUUACACAGGAAAUUUCGGAAUUCCGGCCAGCGAAGCAUCUAAAUAAUGUGAAUACCAA